This is a messenger RNA of Fundulus heteroclitus (mummichog), 1588 nucleotides long. RefSeq names its product proteasome 26S subunit, ATPase 1b (gene psmc1b). NCBI's taxonomy places the organism in Eukaryota, Metazoa, Chordata, Actinopteri, Cyprinodontiformes, Fundulidae. Bases 67 to 1389 code for a protein of 440 amino acids. The transcript is spliced from 11 exons. Gene Ontology annotation, biological process: proteasome-mediated ubiquitin-dependent protein catabolic process. Gene Ontology annotation, cellular component: proteasome regulatory particle, base subcomplex. The record is from RefSeq and is a predicted model, not a curated record. Gene Ontology annotation, molecular function: ATP hydrolysis activity; ATP binding; proteasome-activating activity.
GUGUCUUUUUUUGUGCCCUAUGUUGUUGCCGUAUGACGUGACGUCACAUUCAAGCGACAAGCAACGAUGGGUCAGAGUCAGAGUGGAGGCCACGGUCCAGGAGGAGGCAAGAAGGAUGACAAGGAUAAGAAGAAGAAGUAUGAACCUCCCAUUCCCACCAGAGUGGGAAAGAAGAAGAAGAAGACAAAGGGGCCCGAUGCUGCUAGCAAACUUCCACUUGUCACACCUCACACUCAGUGCCGUUUGAAGCUGCUGAAGCAGGAACGGAUCAAAGACUACCUGCUGAUGGAGGAGGAGUUCAUCAGGAACCAGGAGCAGAUGAAGCCCCUAGAAGAGAAACAGGAGGAGGAAAGGUCAAAGGUGGACGACCUGCGAGGAACCCCCAUGUCAGUGGGCACUCUGGAAGAAAUCAUAGACGACAACCACGCCAUUGUUUCCACCUCGGUGGGAUCAGAGCAUUACGUCAGCAUCCUGUCCUUCGUGGACAAAGAUCUGCUGGAGCCAGGCUGCUCUGUUCUGCUCAACCACAAGGUUCACGCUGUGAUUGGGGUACUGAUGGAUGACACCGACCCCUUAGUUACAGUAAUGAAAGUGGAAAAAGCUCCCCAAGAAACCUACGCUGAUAUAGGCGGACUGGACAAUCAGAUCCAGGAGAUUAAGGAGUCUGUGGAGUUGCCGCUCACUCAUCCUGAAUACUACGAGGAGAUGGGCAUUAAGCCUCCCAAAGGUGUCAUCUUGUACGGAGCGCCCGGCACAGGGAAGACUCUGCUGGCUAAGGCGGUGGCCAACCAGACGUCUGCCACAUUCCUGCGCGUGGUGGGUUCAGAGCUGAUCCAGAAGUACCUCGGAGACGGACCCAAGCUUGUGCGAGAGCUCUUCAGGGUCGCGGAGGAGCACGCUCCAUCCAUCGUCUUCAUCGACGAGAUCGACGCCAUCGGCACCAAGAGGUACGACUCCAAUUCAGGCGGCGAAAGGGAGAUCCAGAGGACCAUGCUGGAGUUGCUCAACCAGCUGGACGGCUUCGACUCGCGGGGCGACGUGAAAGUGAUCAUGGCCACCAACCGGAUAGAAACGCUGGACCCGGCCCUCAUCCGACCCGGGAGAAUCGACCGGAAGAUCGAGUUUCCUCUGCCGGACGAGAAGACCAAGAGAAGAAUCUUCCAGAUCCACACCAGCCGAAUGACGGUGGCAGACGACGUCACCCUGGAUGACCUGAUCAUGGCUAAAGACGACUUAUCAGGAGCAGACAUUAAGGCCAUCUGCACCGAAGCCGGCCUCAUGGCGCUGCGAGAGCGCCGCAUGAAAGUCACCAACGAGGACUUCAAGAAGUCCAAGGAGAACGUCCUGUACAAGAAGCAGGAAGGGACACCAGAGGGCCUUUACCUUUAACGCUCAAACCUUUUUGUUUUUUUUUUGUUUGUUUUUCCCACCCCACCCCUUUUCCAUUUAUCAGAGUGCGGAAGAGUGACAGCAGCUGAAUCGUCUCCUCAGCGAGAGCUCGGAUAGAGUUUGUGCACGUCAUGUUUUGCUCCAUCCCACUUCCCUGUUACCGUUGUGUUAAAACAGUUAAUAAAAGUGAUAAACAGAA